Molecule: messenger RNA, 924 nt
Organism: Orycteropus afer afer
Lineage: Eukaryota; Metazoa; Chordata; Mammalia; Tubulidentata; Orycteropodidae
Product: olfactory receptor 5AC2-like
Exons: 1
Coding region: 1-924 (307 amino acids)
Biological process (GO): sensory perception of smell; G protein-coupled receptor signaling pathway
Cellular component (GO): membrane
Molecular function (GO): olfactory receptor activity; odorant binding; G protein-coupled receptor activity
Source: RefSeq, a predicted model, not a curated record
AUGACAGAAGAAAAUCAGACUCUGAUAACAGACUUUGUUCUCACCGGACUUACAGAUCAUCCUUGGCUGCAGCUUUCCCUGUUCCUGGUGUUCUUGGUGAUAUACCUUGUCACCAUGGUGGGGAACCUUGGAUUGAUGGCUCUUAUUUGGAAGGAUCCCCAUCUCCACACACCCAUGUACCUAUUUCUUGGUGGUUUAGCUUUUGCAGAUGCUUGUACUUCAACCUCUGUGACCCCUAGGAAGCUGGUCAAUUUCUUAGACAAAACGACAAUAAUAUCCCUGGCAGAGUGCUUUACCCAGUUUUAUUUUUUUGCUGCCAGCGCGACUACAGAAUGUUUUCUCCUGGUGGUGAUGGCCUAUGACAGAUAUGUUGCUAUAUGUAAUUCUUUGCUUUAUCCUGUGGUGAUGUCCAACAGACUCUGCACUCAACUGAUAAGUAUUUCAUAUGCCCUUGGUUUUCUGCAUCCACUGAUUCAUGUGAUUGUGUCAUUAAGAUUAACUUUCUGCAGGGCUAAUAUAAUCCAUCAUUUCUACUGUGAAAUAUUACAACUCUUCAAAAUUUCAUGCAUUGACCCCUCUAUUAACGUGCUUAUAAUAUUUAUUUUUGGUGCAUUUAUACAAAUAUCCACUUUAGUGACCAUCAUAAUCUCUUAUACUCGUGUGCUCUAUGACAUCCUGAAAAAAAAAUCUGAAAAAAGAAGAAGCAAAGCCUUCUCCACGUGCAGUGCCCAUCUGCUCUCUGUCUCGUUGUACUAUGGAACCCUCAUCUUCAUAUAUCUGCGCCCAGCAUCUGGCCUAGCUGAAGAUCAGGACAAAAUGUACUCUCUAUUUUACACGAUUAUAAUUCCUCUGACCAACCCAUUUAUUUACAGUUUGAGAAAUAAAGAGGUUAUAGGUGCAUGGGAGAGAGUUACAAAGAAAUAA